Molecule: messenger RNA, 822 nt
Organism: Cadophora gregata
Lineage: Eukaryota; Fungi; Ascomycota; Leotiomycetes; Helotiales; Ploettnerulaceae
Exons: 2
Coding region: 1-822 (273 amino acids)
Source: RefSeq, a predicted model, not a curated record
AUGCCAUCCCCAACAGAACUCCACAGCUUCGGAAAUCUCUACCUGUCCACUAAAGACCACCAUCCACCAGUCAUGACUGGACAUACCAAUCAUCCAUCCACCCCAUGGAGUCUCACCAAUAUACCCCAAGCCAUGAAUUAUCUCAUCCAGUGGACAGACAAGCACUUAUUUAAUCCUGCUUCGCACCACCGAAAUAUUCUGGACGAGAUACUCACACGAGUUUUGGAAACUCUCCUUCCUCUUACCAUUGCCCAGCGAGGUGUUGUACUGGACAAAUCCUUGAAGGGAACCAUGAAAGAGAGAAAGAAAAUGUGCUUAACGAUUUAUACCUCAGACCAUUGGGAGGAAUUUGUCGAAAUAUGUCCAUCUGAUAAUGGGCUUACCAAAGAGCAGAGAUGCGAUAUAAUUAAUUAUCUCCAAAUCCUCAGGGUACUCGAAGAUGUCGUAACGGAUGUAUCCAGGAAGCAUAUCGAAUACCAAGCAUCUGUUUCUGAUUUCAAUAUCAAAGGGUCACUUCAUUCUCUCAGACACUUGCUCAAGUACGAGGCCAAACUCUGCAUUCUCGAGGACGAGCGGCACGUGAGUGUCAUGCACAGUUUGAUCAUCAGGAGCGAUGCGGACCAUGAUAAUGAUGAUCACAAGGCUGAAGAGUAUGAGACGGUUUUGGAAGAGGAGGGAUUUGAGAGCAACUACUAUUACGAGGAUGAGAGCCAGGAUACUUUUAUCCAGUACACAACGAAAUGGCUUACACGGUGCGUGAAGACAUUUUGGGAUAUGGUGUGGAUCACUCAUGAGUCUGUGGUUGAUGUGGCAUUUACUUGA